Molecule: messenger RNA, 4079 nt
Organism: Impatiens glandulifera
Lineage: Eukaryota; Viridiplantae; Streptophyta; Magnoliopsida; Ericales; Balsaminaceae
Product: RNA-dependent RNA polymerase 6
Exons: 3
Coding region: 191-3799 (1202 amino acids)
Biological process (GO): siRNA processing
Cellular component (GO): nuclear RNA-directed RNA polymerase complex
Molecular function (GO): RNA-directed RNA polymerase activity; RNA binding
Source: RefSeq, a predicted model, not a curated record
UCAAGUUUAUUAUUUACCAGGCUGUAAUAAUUCUCUUAGAUCGAAGUAGUAUGGCAUUGGUGGAGCAGGUUUAUGCUUUUCUUCCUAAUUUUUUCUCUUCAUAAUUGUCUGCAAAUACUGGUUUCAUAUCUUGACGAGUUGGGUUGCCCUUGGAGCUAAUAACCCUAGUGUGUAAGUGGUGGUGCGGAGAAUGGAUUCAACAGAAUGCGACAAGGCUAUGGUGGUGACUCAAAUAAGUGUUGGUGGUUUUGAUCAACAUGUUACUGCUAAAAUACUGUCUGACUAUUUUGAGGAGAAUAUUGGAAUUGUUUGGAGAUGCAGAUUGAAAACAUCUUCAACCCCUCCAGAAUCUUAUCCUGACUUUCGUCAUGAAACUAAGAUCAAUAUAACAAACAAACGAGAGAAGAUUGAACCCCAUGCUUUUCUGCAUUUUGCGAAUCCAACUUCUGCAGAGGAUGCAUUAAAUGCAGCUGCCCGUGGGGAGCUAUCAUUAUCUGGAAGGCCUCUAAGAAUGAACAUGGGGCCUCAGAAUCCUUUCAGCUUGAAUGCGAGAAGGAGGAAUGUUGAUCCUUUUAAGUUGCCUGGUGUUGGUCUUGAGAUUGGAGUUCUAUUACAGAAGGACGAGUUUUGGGCAGGCUGGAGAGCGCCGGCUGCUGCUUCUGUUGACUUUGUUGUGGAUCCAUUUAACUCAAUGUGCAGAUUCCUUAUCACUAUGGAUACUGUAUUCCUUAUGGAGGAUGUUGGCCAACAUGUUAUGAUAAAAUGCAAUUUUAAAGCUGAGUUUUCAAUAAGGGAAAUUAUUAUUGUCAAACAGUAUAGAGACAUUUCUUCGUUGAUUAUCCUUCUUCAGCUGGCUUCUUCUCCAUCUAUCUACUACAGAACAGCUGAUGAUGAUAUUGAAGAACAAGUUCCACUAGAUUUGUUGGACGAUGAUGAUCCUUGGAUACGCACUUCUGAUUUUACAGCUAGUGGUGUUGUUGGUAGGUGUAAUACUUACCGAGUUUCAAUUCCACCUCGUUAUGGGUCGAAGUUGAGUAAAAUUAUAGAAUAUCUUAAGGAGCAGAGUGUACCCAAUGAAGAGGGACCAACAAGAGGGAGGCUUAUGAUAAGAGAUGAACCCAAUUAUGGUAAGCCAUUUAUAGAUCCCUUCUUUUGCAUACACUAUGAGAUAGGUCUCAGUUUCGAUGUGCUAUUUCUGGUGAAUGCUGUUGUGCAUAAGGGGAUUAUAAGUCAACAUCAGUUGUCUGCUGAGUUCUUUGACUUAUUGAGAAUGCAUUCUCGGGAUGUCAGCAUUGCAGCUCUGAAGAACAUAUAUACAUAUAGGUCACCGGUUUUUGAUGCUGCUAAGAAGUUAAGAGCUGUUGUAGGAUGGUUAAUCAGAAACCCGAAGCUACUUGAAAGUCCAAAAUCUCAAGAAGAUGUUGUUGAAAUUAGGAGAUUAGUGAUCACUCCAGUCAAAGCAUAUUGUCUGCCUCCAAUUGUCGAACUUUCAAAUAGAGUCCUGCGGAAUUAUAAAGAUGUUUCCGACCGUUUCCUGAGGGUGAUGUUCAUGGAUGAGGGCAUGCAGACCCUCAAUUCAAAUGCUCUUAAUUAUUAUAGUGCUCCAAUAGUUAAAGAGUUAACGGGAGUUUUUUCUGCUCAGAAGACUUCAAUAUUCAAACGGAUUAAGAGCAUCUUGUCUGAUGGGUUCUAUUUGUGUGGUCGUAGAUACUCAUUUCUGGCCUUCUCCGCCAAUCAACUACGCGACCGUUCUGCAUGGUUCUUCGCCGAGGACAAGAUUACUACAAAGAUCAUAAAAAGUUGGAUGGGAAGGUUUUCUAACAAAAAUGUUGCAAAGUGUGCGGCUAGGAUGGGGCAGUGCUUCUCAUCCACUUAUGCUACUAUUGAAGUUCUACCCUACGAAGUUAAUGAUGAGCUUCCAGACAUUGAGAGGAAUGGUUAUAAUUUCUCUGAUGGCAUAGGUAUGAUAACUCCUGAUCUUGCCAUGGAAGUUGCAGAGAAGUUGCAGUUGAAAGUGAACCCUCCUUCUGCUUACCAGAUUAGAUAUGCAGGCUGCAAAGGGGUGGUUGCAUCUUGGCCUGGGAAAAAUGAUGGCAUUCGACUUUCUUUAAGGCCGAGUAUGAUCAAGUUCGAAUCAAACCAUACAAUGCUUGAAAUCUGCUCGUGGACUCGUUUCCAGCCUGGCUACCUUAACCGGCAAAUAAUCACAUUGCUCUCCACUUUGGAUGUGGCGGACGAUGUUUUUUGGAAUAUGCAACAAUUGAUGAUUUACAAGCUAGACCAGAUGCUGGUGGAUGUGGAUGUAGCUUUUGAUGUUCUUACAACAUCAUGCACUGAUCAAGGAAAUACUGCCGCCAUAAUGUUAAGUUCAGGUUUCAUGCCUCAAACUGAACCUCACUUACGUGGGAUACUAAAUUGUGUAAGGGCUGCACAGCUUUGGGGCCUUCGAGAAAAAACCAGAAUCUUUGUUGAAUCAGGGAGGUGGUUGAUGGGCUGCUUGGAUGAGCUGGGCAUACUUGAACAAGGCCAAUGCUUUAUUCAAAUAUCAAGUCCUUCAUUGGAGAACUGUUUCAUCAAUCAUGGAGAUAAGUUCUGUGAGACAAAAAAGAAUCUGAAUGUUAUUACAGGCUUAGUGGUGAUAGCAAAGAACCCAUGUCUUCACCCUGGAGAUGUACGGAUUUUGGAAGCAGUUGAUGUCCCAGAGCUUCAUCAUUUAUACGAUUGUUUGAUUUUUCCUCAAAAGGGAGAUAGGCCACACACUAAUGAAGCUUCCGGAAGUGACCUUGAUGGGGAUCUCUACUUUGUCACAUGGGACGAAAAUUUGAUUCCUCCUUCUAAGAGGAGUUGGCCGCCAAUGGAUUAUGAGCCACCGCCAAUUAAAGUGCAAACUCGCGAUGUUACUCAAAAGGACAUAAUUAACUUUUUCACCCAUAACAUGGUGAAUGAGAGCUUGGGUGCAAUCUGCAACUCGCACGUAGUUCAUGCAGACAUGAGCGAAUACGGAGCACAAGAUGAGAAAUGCAUAAAGCUGGCUGAGCUUGCUGCAAUAGCUGUGGAUUUUCCCAAAACCGGGAAGAUUGUGACAAUGCCUCACAAAUUAAGACCUCAAUUGUACCCAGAUUUCAUGGGUAAGGAUAAAUUUCAAACUUAUAAGUCAAAGAAAGUGAUAGGAAGAUUGUAUCGUCAUGUUAAGAAUGUGUACGAGAAAGACAUAGAGACAUGUUCAGACAUGUCGUUUAAUCUGGAAGACAUCCCAUACGAUAAAGAACUUGAAAUAUCUGGAUCAGAAGAAUUCAUUGAGGAAGCGUUGAAACUGAAAUGCUCUUAUGAUGGGAAAUUGAGUGCACUUCUCAGCCAAUAUAAAGUAACAAGGGAAGAAGAGAUAGUAACUGGACAUAUAUGGUCUAUGCCAAAAUAUGUCAGUAGAAAACGAGGGGACCUCCAGGAGAAGCUGAGACAUAUUUAUAGUGCACUAAGGAAGGAAUUCAGGCAACAGUUUGAGAAUCUCGGUCCAGAAUUUGAUAUUGUUUCCGUUGAUGAGAAGAAUUCGAUUUACGAGAGAAAGGCAUCAGCUUGGUACCAAGUGACUUACCAUUUGAAUUGGGUGAAGAUGUCACUGGAGUGGCAAAAUACUAGCGACAAUGAGGAAAAACGAGUGAUGCUUAGUUUCUGUUGGAUUGCGACUGAUUACCUUUCGAAGAUUAAGAUUAGAUCUCGAGGUAGGGUUCAAAGAGAUUCAUGUAAGCCUGUGAAUAAUCUUGCAAAGUUUCUUGCUGAUGGAAUGGGCAUCUCCAAAUGAAGAAAUCAGAGAAGAAUAGUGUUGGUUAGUAUCAGCCAAAAAAAGAACAUGGCGAUGACAAAGAUCUAGCGACGAAGUUUUGGCGACAAACGUAGAGGAGGAUUGAUCUGAAAUUCAAACCGAACCAAAUUUGAUUCGGUAAUUUGGACAAGCUAUUUUGGUUGAGUUUGGAUUAGAUUAGGAUUUUCUAAUUCACCCAAACAAUAAUAUAUUUCAGAUCAUUAAUGAUUUUUUCUUUCAAUUUUGAACAAAAUUGUAGCAUUAAUUAUUUUUAUUUAUU